This is a messenger RNA of Telopea speciosissima, 1378 nucleotides long. RefSeq names its product spermidine synthase 1. NCBI's taxonomy places the organism in Eukaryota, Viridiplantae, Streptophyta, Magnoliopsida, Proteales, Proteaceae. Bases 152 to 1207 code for a protein of 351 amino acids. The transcript has 9 exons. Gene Ontology annotation, cellular component: cytosol. Gene Ontology annotation, biological process: spermidine biosynthetic process. Gene Ontology annotation, molecular function: spermidine synthase activity. The record is from RefSeq and is a predicted model, not a curated record.
UUUCAUUUUCUUAUCCCUCCAAGUCUCCUCAGUCCUCACGAUCGUUUCUGAGUAGAUUAUAAGAUUUGUGCAAUUCAAAAGCGGAAAAAAAGCUUAUUCGACUCUGGGUUUUUUGUUGCUGUUAAUAUAUAGACGUGAGGGAAGCGAAUCCAUGGAUAUAGACACUGUUGUUGCUUCUGUUUCGAAAGUUGUUUCUUCUGAUUUGCCUGUUAAGAGGCCGAGAGAAGGAGAAGGUGAAGCUGUGAUUGAUACCAACGAAAACGGUGUCUCUGUUUCGUCUGUAUCUGUCGAGAUGGAGAAUAGGAAAGAGCCCGAUUGCAUCUCUUCUGUUAUCCCUGGGUGGUUUUCUGAAAUUAGCCCAAUGUGGCCUGGAGAAGCACACUCGCUGAAGGUAGAAAAGAUCUUAUUUCAGGGGAAAUCUGAAUACCAAAAUGUGAUGGUAUUUCAGUCAUGUACCUAUGGGAAGGUUCUUGUCUUGGAUGGGGUGAUUCAGCUCACGGAGAGGGAUGAAUGUGCGUAUCAAGAAAUGAUUACUCACCUUCCUCUUUGUUCUAUUCCGAAUCCAAAGAAGGUGUUGGUUAUCGGUGGAGGAGAUGGUGGUGUUCUACGAGAAGUAUCUCGCCAUUCUUCAAUUGAGAAGAUAGAUAUAUGUGAAAUUGAUAAAAUGGUUGUUGAUGUUUCCAAGCAGUUUUUUCCAGAUGUAGCAGUUGGUUAUAAGGAUCCCCGUGUGACCCUCCAUGUCGGUGAUGGAGUAGCAUUUUUGAAAGCUGUUCCUGAAGGUACAUAUGAUGCUGUCAUAGUGGAUUCUUCUGAUCCAAUUGGGCCUGCACAAGAGCUUUUUGAGAAGCCUUUCUUUGCAUCGGUAGCAAAAGCUCUCCGCCCAGGUGGAGUUGUGUGUACCCAGGCAGAAAGCAUAUGGCUUCACAUGCACAUCAUUGAAGAUAUCGUCUCAAACUGUCGACAGAUAUUCAAAGGUUCCGUCAACUAUGCUUGGACGACGGUCCCUACAUACCCCAGUGGAGUGAUUGGUUUCAUGCUUUGCUCCACCGAGGGGCCACCAGUUGACUUCAAGCAUCCAGUGAACCCCGUAGAUGCUUGUGGGAGUAAUAGCAGAGGACCAUUAAAGUUCUACAACUCAGAGAUCCAUUCAGCUGCAUUCUGUUUGCCAUCUUUCGCGAAGAAGGUGAUUGAUUCCAAAGCUAAAUGAGGAAAACAUCUAAAGAACAUAGGCUAGUAGUGUUUAGCUAUUGUAAUUUACUUGCCAAUCUCCCUCAUUGAGACGGUCCAUAUUUUGUAUUGGGCUGCUGAAUAAAUUGAGGUCUGAAUAUUCACAAUAAUAAAUACACAAUUUGAGGCUGAAAUCACAAAUGGUUCUACU